GUGCCUUCUUUAAUGCAGAGAAGGAAGGACUGAUUCUCAUUGCCAAACAAACAAGGCUACCUUCAGCUUCACUAAGAGGGCAAACCACAUCGACCCCUCAUUAAUUCACACAACAAGGCUACCUUUAGUGCAUAUCUCGCUAACCUCUGCUCUGAUCUGAAUUCACACAAAUAUACUAGCAGUAGCAGAAGCUGAUUGAGUACGUCUCAGACAGUUGGAAUCAAGUUUCUGUUUCUGAAGCUUCUCUUAAUCUACCGCCAAGGCAGGCAUAUGGUGGUGACAAAACUUCAUCCGAUGGGUUAGAUUGAGAACACGCAAGUAAUUAUGCAUUCUUUGGUUAAAGAAAGAAUGCUGACAGAGCAAAACAUAUCUAUCCUCCUGCAUAUCUCUCUCAUCUGAAGUCACGGCACGUCAAAUUGUUCAAAUCGAGUCUCUGUUUCUCAAGCUGCUCCUCCUGUCUGCUGUCAAGGCAGUGGUUACAGAACUUCACCCGAUGGGUUAGAUUGGUUCAUCUGCUGCUGCUUUUCUUCUUGGUCUUGGUAAAGAACAUCAUGACUCCUCCCACAUGGUAUACUGGCGCCAAAGAUGUCGAUGAAGCCAGAGAGGCGAUAUUCAGAAUUCUUCAAAACAAGGGAGAAGCAAGGGUCAUCUAUUUUCAUGGCUGGAGUGGGCUUGGGGCAUCUACCGUUCUUAGAUCCAUAGCAGAAGUUAUCCCUUCUAAGAGAACCACUCCGGAACUAUGCUUUGAUAAAAUAAUUCAUAUAGAUUGCUCGGAGUGGAAAGGUAGGAGGACGUUGCAGAGGGCAAUUGCAGAGGAGCUACAGCUUGACAGCUCGAUAAUGGCUAUACUGGAUAAACAGGACAUAGAUGAUGAUUUUAAUGGAGUUAAUGAAAUUUCAAGGGAUGAGAUAAUAACAGUGUCAAGAGAGAUCUAUCACAAUCUGAAGGACAAUAGGUUUAUGCUGAUUUUCCAUUCCCGGGGUGAUGAUGAGAUUGAUUUUUUCCCUCUUGGUGUUCCUUCAUUUGGUAAGUUCACAGAGAACAUAAUGAUAUGGACCUACAGAAGGAGGAUAUUGACCAUAACAGAACAUGAAGAACAUAAAGUAAUACAAAAACUGAGGUACACCCAUCUUUUGGCUUAUGAUAGAGAAAAGUAUUUAACAAGUGGAGAGUUGUAUGCACUACUCUGUAAAGAGACUGCCCUCAUAGUUGAUGACUAUCCAUGCAUGCGGGGACUCAAUCCAAUGAUGGUUGCUGACUGUUAUGUUUACACACUAUUCCUGCAACGUAGUUUUCACAACAAGACCAGUUCCGAUUGGGUUGGUGUUGCUUCCAAUUGUUGGAUAUGUGAUGGGAUACUGCAGAAAGACAUAACAUUAGAGAUAUGUGACACGUUGCACCGAGAUAUAAGCUGGGAGUGUGAUGAUAAUGUGCUCACAAAGUUCAAGAAAGAUUCCAAGCUUCCUUUCCUGGUUGUUAAAGAAGAUGGUGUAUAUGAAGAAGGACAAUACCGUUGGAUUUCAACCAGGUCAAGGGAUAGGGAAAUACAUGGUAUGAAAUGUUUACCUGAAGAGACAUCUUCAUUCUUCUUGGAAUUUGUAAUGUCCGAUCGGCCAGUAGCAUUACCAGAUGGUUUGUUUGAACAUUCCAACAACCUUGGUGUGCUAUUCCUCUGCUGUUGUGCCUUCAAUUUUGCAUCACCUCCUUUCUUGAAAUGCCAUAGCCUAAGAUUCCUUGGGCUGGACAACUGCACAGAUGGAAAAACAGGUGAAGGAAAGGAACAUACUGGGUGGGUUUGUCUGCAUAGCUUGUGGGUGUUGGAUCUACGUUACACUGACUGGAAUGAAAUCUUAUCACCGGCAAAGAUGCAUCUCAUGGAUAACCUCAUGGAGUUAAGCAUAGAGGGAGUCUGGUCUUGGAAAUACACAGCUUGCUUACAAGGCCAGUUACCAAAUCUUCAAAGGCUCAGGGUAAUCAAGCCAAAACGUGGACCAGAUAUUUCAAUAGAUCCAAGAAACUCCUUCAUGGACAAGACAAAGUUGGAAAUACUUGACUUAUCUGGCAACACUGAGAUGAAAAUUCUGCCAAACAGCCUAUCAACGGCAAGUAGUCUUCAAGUGCUUAUUCUGGAUGGUUGCAAUGCGCUUCAGAAUAUUGUUGUGCCUGAUGAGCUACCUGAACUGCUGAAGUCCUUCAGCUUUGAUGGAUACGGGCCAGGUUCUCAUCGGACAUCAACUUUCAAGCUACCUCUGAAACAAGAGCGCCCGUUAACCCCAGCAACCGAGGAGGGUGCCAGUAUCUCUAAUAUUUCCCUCAAAGGUUGCUCACAGUUGGGAAAUCUGUUCCUGCGUGGGUUGCCCAACCUCGUCGAGCUUGACCUAUCUGGAACUGCAAUCAAGACUCUUGAUUUUAGAACUAUGGUGUUAGAAGUCCCAAUGCUGAAGCGGCUAUUUCUGCUUGGAUGUGAGCACCUUUGUGCAAUAAUUUGGGGCAACAAUACUAAUAACUUCCGUUUGAAUUUAUUAUGCAUAGACACACGAGCUGGAACUAGCCAUCCUCAGCCAUGCAUUGACCAAAACAAAUCCUAUCAGUUGGAGGCGCAUGUCAUUCUGGUGGAUGCGAGGCUUGCUCGGUCGUUGGGGCGACUAUUACAUAAUCAUUAUGCAGCUGAGAAUCUUUAUCUUAAUAUCCAUGUCACCUCCGCUGUGUAUAGUGAGCUGAAUCAAUCCAAAGUGACUGAAAAGGAGAAGAAUAUUGACAUGUAUGGAGAUCAAGUCAGCCUGCUGGAGCUUGUUCAAGCAGACCGGUACAGUGAUGUCCAAAGCAUGGUUGGUGAUGCCCCUGCUGCAGCCUUUCCUAAGCCUCCGGCUAACAACCUGGAUAGGCAUAUCGAGAUUACAGAAGGGAGGCACGUCUUGGACAGUGGACUGGGAGUUGUAAUGAGAGAGUUUGCCGAAUCCCUGCAUGUCCAUGAUGUCUCAACUAGUGGUAGUUUGCCUAGGGGAUACAGCUGGCAGGUUCUCAGGCAGUGCCGCAUGGAGAGGUGCCCCAAGUUGGGUGAAGUCUUCUCGAGGGGAUCAGAUGAAUUUAAGGAGCUGGAGACCUUCUGGGCGUCUGAUCUCCUAAUGGCCUGCUGGAUAUGCAGUAAAGGUUACCGCAUGAUCAAUGAUGGUUCAUUCAGAAAGCUGCAGCAUCUACGGUUGCGCUCUUGCCCCAGGCUCCAGUUCGUGCUCCCUGUGUGGGUCGACUCCUUCCCAAGUUUGGAGACCCUCCACAUCAUCCACUGCGGAGACCUGAGGCAUGUAUUCGUGCUAAACGACAAAUGGUACCCAGAAGGAAUAUCCAUCCAAGUUGUAGCAUUCCCGAAGUUGACCACCAUCCACCUGCACGACCUGCCAGUGCUGCAGCAGAUCUGCGAGGUCAAGAUGGUGGCACCGAACCUCAAGACCAUCAAGAUCAGAGGGUGUUGGGGCCUGCGCCGGCUGCCGGUGGUGGGGGGCCGUAGCAGAGACAUGAAGAAGCCGACCGUAGAGAUCGAGAAAGAUGUCUGGGAUGCUCUGGAGUGGGACGACGAGGUGGCCCCUGGCCACUUCGAGGCGCCGCUGCACUCACGCUACUACAAGAAGAAACUGCCCAGGGUCUCUGUCCUCAGAUGAUCCGUACGCUACACUUCACUGAUGUGGUCGGUUCAUCGAUGGUUACAUGGGAGAUCAGAUGGACGAGCUAGCUCCUGCAGGUCCUGCUAUCUGCUGCAUGUGUUUGGUUUGUUGUGUGCUUCCUUUGCUAGCUUGCCUGGGUUGCGAGCUAGUUGCUUGAUCAUCGACCGAUGGCCUCUCGCUGCAAACGUGUGGUGGCUCUCACCUUUAAUUUGUGGCUUUUAAAUAAGAAGCAGGCCAGAUUGUUCUUGCCUGCUUGCACCUAUAUGUGUGCAGAAGUUUGGCUUGGGAUUGAGGGUGCCUCUUAGUUGUGUGUUCUUGCAUGCAUCUACAAGGCCGUGUGGUGUGGUUUGAGAGUAUGCCUGCCUGCUUGUGUGAGUGUGACUGUUAUGCUUGUGUGGUGUGGCUUUCAGUUUUUUGAAGUGCAUUGAUGAAUUGUAAUAUUCUCAGUGUUUGUAAUUUGUAUCAUCAUGGAACCUUUUGACAACAAUUAAACAUGCUAUGUACAUAUGUCGUUAAGUUAUCUGA
Messenger RNA from Triticum aestivum (bread wheat), 4184 nucleotides. RefSeq lists its product as uncharacterized. Lineage: Eukaryota; Viridiplantae; Streptophyta; Magnoliopsida; Poales; Poaceae. Bases 552 to 3656 code for a protein of 1034 amino acids. Gene Ontology annotation, molecular function: ADP binding. The record is from RefSeq and is a predicted model, not a curated record. The transcript has 5 exons.